Molecule: messenger RNA, 681 nt
Organism: Symbiodinium natans
Lineage: Eukaryota; Dinophyceae; Suessiales; Symbiodiniaceae
Source: the annotation of a GenBank genome assembly
AUGGCGACUGGCCUGGAGACGGAGGCCAAAGAGCCGGAGCAGGAGCAAGAUGGCCAGCCUGGCCCACCCCCAGGCCCGCUCGAGCCCCUGAAGCACGAGUUGCAGCACCGAUGGUGCUUGUGGCUCCAUCAGCAAGGGGAGAAGGCGCACCAGGGGACCCAGGCAUGGAACGAGAGCCAGCGGUCAGUUCACUCCUUCAAGACGGCGGAGGACUUCUGGUGCAUGUACCACCACGCCUACCCGCCCUCGAAGAUGGAGCACGUGGACUACUCGCUGUUCAAGCAGGGCAUCACGCCGGCCUGGGAGGACGCGGCUCUCAAGAACGGAGGCAGGUGGGUCAUGAAGCUAGAGAAGGUGAGGGCCCAGACUCUGGAUGACCUCUGGUUGUCUGUCGAGCUCGCCCUCAUCGGUGAGGCCUUUCUACCACAUGGCGGCGAAGUCGUGGCAGGGGCCGUGGUCUCCAUCCGGAACCGCGUCAGCAAGAUCGCCCUCUGGCUUUCAACAGCCAAGGACGAGAAGAAGGUGAUGGCACUCGGUCGCUACUACCGACAAGUCUUGGCCGGGACCCCCGGCUGCCAAGACUACAUCAACAGGGAGCUGACCUUCGAGGACUUCAAGAAGGGAGGCAUGACCUUCGUCCUGAGCAAGACGAACCCUGAUCAGCCUGGCGUCUUUCAGUGA